This is a messenger RNA of Caretta caretta (loggerhead turtle), 3538 nucleotides long. It is a transcript of the gene MRNIP, whose product is annotated as MRN complex interacting protein. NCBI's taxonomy places the organism in Eukaryota, Metazoa, Chordata, Testudines, Cheloniidae. Gene Ontology annotation, cellular component: nucleus. Gene Ontology annotation, biological process: mitotic G2 DNA damage checkpoint signaling. The record is from RefSeq and is a predicted model, not a curated record. Gene Ontology annotation, molecular function: chromatin binding.
CCUCAGGGGGCUGAGGCCUGGGGAGGUCUGUUGAAGGCAUUGCAGGAGCUCAGAGAUCUGUCCAGCUGAAGGGAGACAAGCAGCUGCAGCCAGUGUAGGCCUAGAGCAGUACAGGUUAAAAAGAGCAAAAAAUGGAGCUGCAAAAUGUGUGGUGAGAAGCAGUUGCUGCUAAAGGCUUAUGGCCAAGGCUCUGGAUCUGACUGUAGACGCCAUGUCCAAAAAUUAAACUUGCUGCGGGCUGGGACAGAGGUGGCAGCUGAGGGAACAUCUUGGUGUAUAGAAGAACCACUGAAUGACAACAAAGAGAACACAGCAGUUCCACAUGAAGAAAACAUGGGCUGGCAGGAAGAAGAGGUGGAAUUCAUUCCCGUGGUCAGCCGCUGGAAUAAGUAUCUGGACAAGGACAGUGAAGAUCAGGAGGAGGAGGUGUAUACAGACAGAGAGCAGCUGAACUCCCAUAAAAGGAAGAUUGUGGAAGAACAAAGGAAACGCAAGAGCAGCUUCUGCCACAACGAUGCUCAGGAGUGCUUUGAGGAAAAGGGAAUUUAUGGGCUCGCUGAUCAAGCCAAGAAAGUCAAAACCUUUGAGAGCAGGAAAGAUUCAACAACUGUAGCUGAACAGGACUGUGGAGAUUAUAUAUGUAACAGCAUUGUGGUUCCUGCUAUCAAUGAGUUUUGGGUACCUGAGAAUACACAAGCUCCAGAGUCAGCUGAUGUCACCGUGUCCAAGUGGGAAAAAUUUCUCCUGUCUCCCAGCAGCUGUAAUAAUGGUAACUUAACCCUUGCAGCACAGAAGAACAGUUGGAAAUUAGAGACACAGGGGGCCUCUGCAGGAAACUUUCUAAUGGCUGAUGGAUAUCCACAGCAGGAGGAAGAUUCUGUAUCUCCAGGCACAGGUACCCAAACUGAAAAGAGCUUCACCAACAAUAAGUAUAUAGCACAGAAAUAUACCUCAAAGCUUCAUAGCACCACACUGGCUGCCAGUGUGCAGACUGCCUUUGACAUCAGCCAUGCAGCUAUUGGGGAUGUGCUUUCUGGAAAAUAUAAGGACCACCUGAUUAGGGCAGGGUCUGAUGUUGCAGAGAAUAAUGAAGGCAGGUUGUACUUGGCCUGCACUGUGAUGCCAGCAAACUGUUUAUCUAAGGACACUGUGACCUUUGCUUCUACAGAUCCUUUUGCUAACUCUAGUGGUGUGCCUCAGUGUCUUACUGCUCUAAAUAGCAGCCUCUUUUGCACAGAUGAUGAUUUUGAUGAUGAUCUUUGAAAAGUUCCAGGCUUUACACUUUGACUCUCUCUGCCCACCUGAGACUGGCUAGGCUUUUACUUUUCUAGCCAGCCCUCCUACUUCUGCUGUUGAAGUGACUCACUUCAAGUGAGGCAUAGUGUAGCCUAGUAAAUACUAUUAGUGUUUCUCAGUUUGUUAGAACAUUGCACAUUUUCAUGCUCUGUAUUUUGCCAGAUAGAUGGGGUGUGGUGAAGUGUUUCCUUUUUAAGCUAGAGUUGGAGCAUUUAUGCUUAUCACCUCUAUAAAAAGCUGUUUUUAAAAGCCUGGGUUUUUUUUCCCCAAGGUGCGUGAUGAUCCUUAAAGCCUGUUGGUGUCCCUAGUUUAACAACCCUAGCUGCCUAUGGAAAUGCUAUUGGGAAGGACAGAGUCUUAAUCCCUCACUUUCUUCCAAAGUUAGAAUUAACAUGGAAUGAAUAUUGUGAGGGAAAUAUCCCUGAUCUUUCUGUUUAGAGAAGAAAAACUGACCUAUGAGACUUUUUCCAUUCAGGGCAAUUAUUGUGGGGUUUCACUGUUCACCAGUAACAGACUUGGUUUGUAAUACACUAGUUUCCUCGGGUAGUGCCUUGUACUCUCCCAGCAGCUGUGUCUGAGGAGGAUGUUGAAAGGUGGGCUCUUGAUCAGCCAUAAGCUCUAGCUGUGCUUUUCCCCCCCCCAGUUCCAGAGGCAAAGCCCUGCUGCUGCAGCACAAAGGUCACAGGCUGUACUGUACUGCUAGUCCCUGCUCAGGAGUACUGGGUGCUUUACCCUCUAGUACUGGAGAAGAGCUAAUGUUCUGAAAGGUUAAUUCCAGAGACAAAUGAAUUAAGUGCAUCUGUGUCAUUACUCUUCUUCCAUUACAAGUUAACAAACAGAACACUUGUGUGCAGGAAGACUCUGAGCUUCUACUACUCUACAAUGAAGUGGGAGCCCUUACUCCUGCAUUGACUGGUGUAGUGCAGACAUGAUUUGAGCCAGUCAUUCCUCCUAGGGGGAGUGAGGAAUUUACUAAGCGAUCUGGGAAGUGUAGCUGUUCUCUCCAAGGGCUUGGAAUUUGCUUCUGGACUAGUAGAUGCUAUUGGGUUGCUGGCAAAAUAAGGUAAGAACCCUCCUCUGAUACUUGUGUGAGCAGAUACCAUGAGGGUUGCACUGCUGUAGGUAGAGAAUAGUUGCUGCAGAAUGAGAAGCAGUUCUUGUCUCAGCAACAUUCACAGCUUCUAGAAGUGAGACCAUUGAUUACUUCUUUACUUUGCCCAAGACCCUGAAUUCUCCCAGGUUGGGUGUUCUUCCUAAACUAAAUUCCAGCCCAGAUGUAUUAGUGCUUUGCAGCUUGUCCCUGGAAUGGCUAGGUUACCCCUGCACAUUUUACAGUCAGAUAUUUCACAAACAAAUGAAUAAUUAAAGACAAGAAAUAUUUAUUUUUCCCAACAAGGAAUCAGAAAAAGAGACAAUGACCCCUCUGACAGGGAGACAAAGAAUCAGCGUAGAACUGCUGUUCAGUUAUCAGUUCACAGGAAAGUGCUCUAGCUUAUGCAAAUGCCAUUAGGAACGAGGUGGUUGCUUGGAAUACUGGAUGGUAUCCAGUGCUGCCCCAAUGUCACAUUUCUUUGCCUGGAGGAGACGGGUCAGCCAUCCACCAUCAUCAGAGAAACCCAUGGAGAGCAUCUGGGACAGAGAUUCAAUCAGGCGGGGGUCUGCUUCUGUUAAAUCAAAAGUUACGAGUACAGAGUGGGAUUACACCUACAGUUUAACAAACAGUAAAGGAGUUGAGGAACUUGUGCUGUACCUACAUAUCAACUAUCACUGUCACCAUGUUGUAUAGCAAGUUACUUAUCAAGGAUAUAUCCCUUGACCUGGCUUCCUAAAGAACUUAAUGCUAUACAGUUCAACAGCACAUGCCUUAUUGUAAAUGCAUGAUCAAACUUGAUCUCCAGCAUCCUUGCAUGAAGAAUAGCUGGAGUCAGGCAGUGGCUAUUAUGGCCCAGUAUUCCAUUACUGGCUCUCCUUAGAAAAUGCCAUCUUACUCUUAAGGGGAUGCUCAUAACAUCUCUGCCCCUUGUAGGAAGCAAGGACAGCAUUUCCUAAUUGGUUGGCUGAAUUAAAUAUAGUUUACUUAGCUAACUGCUUAUAGUGGAAUAUCCUUACUAAGCAUCUCUGAAUUUUCCCCCUCUAACCCCUAGUAUUUACUACUGCCCCAUAAAUCUUGGGUUUUCCAAUUUUAUUUAGUGCACCUGGCAGUAUGUGUCAGACUACAGUUUAGUUUUCCCAUACACAAACU